GAGGCCACUGCAUAUAUAGAGCAGGCAUUUUGACAGGUUCCAUCCUCUCUUGGCUCUCUCCCUUCUCCUUUGCAAGGAGAGACCCAAAGGAAGAACCAUAAGCAGGCAGAAAAGCAAGACGCCCUCAUUUCUCCUCCCAAAUAUUUUGCAUCGCCGCCACCCCCGCCGCCAGCACCGCGAAAUGUCCACCAAGCACGGCAUGAACCCAACCCUCACCGACUCGCAAGCCCCGGUGGGGAAGAAAAAGCCCGGCGGCAUGAACAUCUUCCGAGCGGCAUGGCUCAGGCGACGCCGCUGCCCCGAGAAAAAGGCCGGCGGGCCUAUCAACGGCGACCCUUCUUCCAAGGGCAUGCUGAACCAGGUCGUGGGGUCGAUGCGGCCUCUGCACCUCCAGAGCCACCGGUCGCCGCAGCACCCUCGGAUGCAGGGAGCCACAGCCCCGCCCUCAACAAACGAGCAAUACGAGGACGUGCUCUGGUCGCCCGUGUCCACGCCGCGCAGGAUGACGUGCUUGUCUCCAAGAUCUUCCGCUUCCGAAGAGGGAACGAGCCGGUUCGCGUCCGCAGUGAACCUUGCGGAUCUCGACUGCGAGAGCGAGGACGGCGAUCACAACCCCGACAUCGAGGAAGGCGACGAGACGAUCGAUGUGAAGGCCGAGCAAUUCAUUGCUCAAUUCUACGAGCAAAUGCGUACCCAAAAUUGCAAUCGCAAAGUUAAGAUGUCUAGUCAUCAAUGAACCCGAUGCACAAAAAUUUGUGGCUCUUGGUGACCUAAUUUGGUCGGUCCACAUCGUGGCAAAGGGAUAUAGCUUAUGAAGAAUUGUGUAUGCUAGAGAUAUUUGGAAUUUAGUUCCUUGGUAUUUAUUUCUUAUAUUGUAACACCUUUGUUGGCAAGGCCAAUGAGGUGUGCUUGGAAUACGCCUCGCGUAAAUAAUAAGAAUUUACCAUCACUUUUGUGAUCAAA
This is a messenger RNA of Syzygium oleosum, 963 nucleotides long. RefSeq lists its product as uncharacterized. The record is from RefSeq and is a predicted model, not a curated record. The coding region runs from base 182 to 736 and encodes 184 amino acids. The transcript has a single exon. Lineage: Eukaryota; Viridiplantae; Streptophyta; Magnoliopsida; Myrtales; Myrtaceae.